Misgurnus anguillicaudatus (oriental weatherfish) is the source of this 2803-nucleotide messenger RNA. It is a transcript of the gene fbxl5, whose product is annotated as F-box and leucine-rich repeat protein 5. Gene Ontology annotation, biological process: intracellular iron ion homeostasis; SCF-dependent proteasomal ubiquitin-dependent protein catabolic process. Lineage: Eukaryota; Metazoa; Chordata; Actinopteri; Cypriniformes; Cobitidae. The record is from RefSeq and is a predicted model, not a curated record. Gene Ontology annotation, cellular component: SCF ubiquitin ligase complex. Gene Ontology annotation, molecular function: protein binding.
UAGGAGGAGUUUCAGUGCUGAGUAUCUGGCACCCUUUGAUCAAACCGCGCUGCUGUGUGAUCGGAUGGAGGCGCGAUGGCUCCGUUUCCCGAUGAGGUGGAUGUUUUUACCGGACCUCACUGGCGCAUGAAGCAGCUGGUGGGGCUCUACAGUGAGAAGCUGUCAAAGACCAACUUCUCCAACAACACAGAUUUCCGCUCGUUCCUGCAGUCGCUGCUCGCCACGUUUAAAGAGUUUAAGAUGCACGAGCAGAUCGAGAACGAAUGCAUUAUGGAUCGGCUGCAGCAGCGCAGUCAGACGGUUUAUCACGUUCAUGCUGACAACAAACUCUCUGAGAUGCUGAUGCUCUUUGAGAAGGGACUGCGCAGUGUUAAGAGCGAAUACGAGCAGCUGAAUUAUGCGCAGCAGCUGAAGGAGCGACUGGAGGCCUUUACACAGGAUUUUCUUCCUCACAUGAAGGAGGAAGAGGAGGUGUAUCAGCCCAUGUUGAUGGAGUAUUUCUCUUAUGAGGAGCUGAAGGCCAUUAAGAGGCAGGUGAUGUUACAGCACAACAGCUCUCAACCCUGGAGCUCAGCGGCCGACGUCCUGAAAGGUUUGAACCUCUGGACUCGAGCUGAGGAGCUGCACAAGGUCUUCAAAUACUCCGACCACGAGAAGACUGAAGAUGCAGAGCAUGACGGCACGCGCGCAUCUAUCUCUGGACUUCCUCAUGAGGUGCUGCUGAGAGUCUUUCAAUAUUUGAGUCCAGAGGAUCUCUGUCGCUGUGGGCAGGUGUGCAGCACAUGGGCGCAGGUGACAAAGACCGGCUCGCUCUGGAGACACCUGUAUCCCGUCCGCUGGGCUCGAGGUGAUUAUUAUUGUGGUCCUCCGGGAGAUCUGGACCAGGAGCCGGAUUAUGAAUGGGUGAACAGCCUCCUGAAUGAGGGACGGGCAUAUCAGGAGAAGGAUGAGGACGCAGAUGUGGAUGAAUCAGAGGAAGCAUCUGAGGAUGAUUCAGGCAUAAGCGCGGUACAGAGAGAGAAGAAACUACUCGAUGGUAUGAUCCAGAACCUUCUACCCACCGUAGGUCCAUCUGUGCGCUCUCUGAGCUUGGCAUACAGCUCGGCCGUCUCCAGUAAGAUGGUGCGACAGAUUCUCAGUUUCUGUCCAAAUCUGACUCAUCUGGACCUCACACAAACUGAUGUGUCUGACUCCGCCUUUGACAGCUGGGCGAAGUUUGGGGUGUGUCGUUCUUUGGAGCAUCUUGAUCUCUCGGGCUGUGACAAAAUCACUGACCGCACGCUGAAGGUUUUAUCGCUGGGCUUGGGUGACCUAACAGCGCUCGCAAACUCCAGCGGAGGCAAACUGCUGAAAGCCCCGCCCUCUCCAAUCAAACUACAGGAAGAGCAAUCCCUUCCACCAAUAGGACGCAGCUGCCAGGAGCUGAUUUUCAAGCGAAGGCCUGGUGGGCGUGGCUCGGGCUGUGGCCCCGUCCACGUCUGGGUUCUUAAUUCAGCAGAGCUCGCAGAUAUCGAAGAUGCGGCCGAUUGGAGCAAACGAGGAGGCGUGUCUAUCCAGGAUAGUGGUCUUGGGUGCCUUUUGGGGCCUCAAGGAGGGGGCGGUAUAUGCUGCUGUAGGAGGAGCCGGAGGCGGGGCUUCAAGAAUGGCAUUAGCUCCUCCCACUGGCAGUACGGCUCUAUGGAAGAUGCCCUUUGUGGACACUCCACCUGCUGUACGUCUGAUACGGUGCUCUGGACUGUAAAAGAGCAGUGUGACGUGCAGGCUGCAGGGGGCGCUGUUGAUUUUUGGACUAAAUGCUCAUUUGAGGGCGAUUCUUGCCCUGAGCAUAACAACAGGACUAACCAAUCAGGAGCCUUUCGAGCACUAAAGUUCCUCAGCCUGUCUGGAUGCUAUCAGAUCACAGACCUCGGCCUGAGGUGUCUGUCACAGCGAGGUGGUCUUCCCCAAUUGGAGCAUCUGAAUCUGUCUGGAUGUUUGCUCAUCACAGGGGUGGGGCUAGAUGAGCUGGUGUCUGCUUGCCCCGCCCUCAACAUGGAGCACUUUUACUACUGUGACAACAUUAAUGGUCCACACGCUGACACAGCCAGUGGAUGUCAGAACCUGCAGUGUGGCUUCAGAGCCUGCUGUCGGUCUGGAGAGUGAUCUGCUUUCUCCCUCCAUCACCCAAUUCUCAUUUCUCAUUUAUUUGCACUUUAAUCGAGAGGUCGGGUCAGAUGCUCUGGCUCGAUGCUGUUUUCCCCAAAAUUGGAAAUUUCAACAAAAACUAAAUUUGUCUUUGUUACCGUAUCGCCGCUACUGCUAUGAGGUAUUCUGAAGGAACUAUACAGUGUAUAUUUGUAAAUAAUUCUACUUGAAAGUGAGAAAAGAAAGUAUGAAUGCUUUAAGAUAAGACACAAUGUUGUUAUAGUCUAUAACUCCUCCAUCUCAGUCUGACUUUACUAAUCAAACAUUAUUUUGGGUUUGAUGUCGCCUGUUUCGGGUUAAUGGUUUAUAGUUUUUUUUUUAAGUAAGGCGUUUCGCCUGAUGCUGGAAUAACCGCAUGGUUGCCAGAUAAAUAGCUGCAGAUUUCUUUGCUAACAUGAUUAAAUGAGAAGCCAUCUGUGAUUUAAGCGAUUGGCAAACAGAUGUGAACAGGUCAGCAGGGUAAAGCUUUGACUGGUUAACAGGUUCAUAUGAUCUGUGACGUGUCAUGGGUUGGAUAUACUCUUAUUGUAUAUUCUUCAUUAUUUUCAUGGGGUUUGGGUGCUGCAUGAUCUGAUUCUCUGUUCAAUAUCUCAUCAUUAAAACAUCUUGAAAACAUAAA